Leptidea sinapis is the source of this 4692-nucleotide messenger RNA. RefSeq names its product glycogen synthase kinase-3 beta-like (gene sgg). Gene Ontology annotation, molecular function: ATP binding; protein serine/threonine kinase activity. The transcript has 11 exons. Gene Ontology annotation, biological process: protein phosphorylation; negative regulation of canonical Wnt signaling pathway; signal transduction. Gene Ontology annotation, cellular component: cytosol; axon; nucleus. The record is from RefSeq and is a predicted model, not a curated record. Lineage: Eukaryota; Metazoa; Arthropoda; Insecta; Lepidoptera; Pieridae. The coding region runs from base 297 to 1661 and encodes 454 amino acids.
CGAACGAUGGUACCAAUGUCAGUGAAGUCCGAAUAUUCAGAAGAAACUAAAAAUUUGUCGUUCAUUUCGUGUAAAUUUGAAAAAAACUAACAAAAUGAUAUUGUAAUCAUUGUAUAGACUGCUCUAUUUUGUUUCAAAUAUUAUUGUUGUGAUAUAUUUACGACGAAAGUAAUUCUUACAUUAUAUUGUCGUCGGUAAAGUGAGAAAGUUUAGUGCGAGUGCAAGGGUGGUAACGAGAAAUGUGAAGUAGUAUCUAUGAAGUUCAAGAUUGAGCCGUUUAUUUUAUAUAUCUAAUUAUGAGCGGACGCCCUAGGACCACGUCAUUCGCCGAGGGCAGCAAAUCCGUUCGAAAGACAUUUGAAAAUCAACCACCAAAACCACCUCUCGGAGGCGUAAAAAUUAGUAGCGACGUGGACACACUUAUAAAGGGCGAGCUGGCUUCGGAAAAGAAGGGAACUGCUUCCCAUCGCAAGGACGGCUCGAAGGUGACGACUGUGGUAGCGACGCCGGGGCAGGGCCCCGACCGGCCUCAGGAGGUCAGCUAUGCCGACAUGAAGUUGAUCGGCAACGGCAGCUUCGGCGUCGUCUACCAGGCCAAACUGUGCGACACUGGCGAGCUGAUCGCCAUCAAGAAAGUGCUGCAGGACAAGAGGUUUAAGAACCGAGAACUUCAAAUAAUGCGACGACUCGAGCAUUGUAACAUUGUCAAGUUGAAAUACUUCUUUUACUCCAGUGGAGAGAAGAUGGCAGUCCCCGAGGCCGUAACUUGCUCACUGCUAAACGCAAUGCAGCCCAAAGACGUCGCAAAAGACGAAGUGUACCUGAAUCUGGUGCUGGAGUACAUACCGGAGACUGUGUAUAAGGUUGCACGUCACUACUCCAAAGACGAACAAACCAUACCUAUUAGUUUUAUAAAGCUGUACAUGUACCAGCUGUUCAGAAGCCUGGCGUACAUCCACUCGCUGGGCAUCUGCCACAGGGACAUCAAGCCACAGAACCUGCUGCUCGACCCCAAGAGCGGCGUUCUCAAGCUGUGCGACUUCGGCUCGGCCAAGCACCUGGUGCGCGGCGAACCCAACGUGUCGUACAUCUGCUCGCGGUAUUAUCGCGCGCCCGAGCUCAUCUUCGGCGCCAUCGACUACACGACUAAGAUUGAUGUGUGGAGCGCCGGCUGCGUGGUCGCCGAACUGUUACUGGGGCAGCCCAUAUUCCCCGGUGACUCAGGGGUCGACCAACUCGUCGAGAUCAUUAAGGUUUUGGGCACACCAACACGAGAACAGAUUCGCGAGAUGAAUCCAAACUACACAGAGUUCAAGUUUCCACAAAUCAAGAGUCAUCCGUGGGCGAAGGUGUUCCGCGCGUGCACGCCGCCCGACGCCAUCGCGCUGGUGUCGCGCCUGCUGGAGUACACGCCGGGCGCGCGCCUGUCCCCGCUGCAGGCGUGCACGCACGCGUUCUUCGACGAGCUGCGCGAGGCGGGCGCGCGCCUGCCCAACGGCCGCCCGCUGCCGCCGCUCUUCAACUUCACGGACUACGAGCUGUCGGUGCAGCCGUCGCUCAACGACCUGCUCAAGCCGCGCGAGGCCGCGAAGGAACACGACGCGCAGGGCGAGAACGCGGCCGCCAGCGGCACCAGUGGUGGCUCCCCGAGCGCCUCGUAGAGCGAGCGGCGUGCGGCACACCUGAUACCAGCCGAUACCAGCCGAUACCAGCCGGUACCCCUCCAACAGAUCCAGUCCGAUUGAAUUAUAACUGUACCCUUAGGUAUACGUUACCCAAAUACCUCAAAAACAAACACCAUAAACUGCCUGUACGUCUACCAUCCACUUAUCUUCCAAGUAUGUUAACUCCAUUAUAAACUGAGUCUUAUUCACAAAUUGACAAGGAUAUGCUUUUAAUUUUCAUUAGCAGCCUUCAAAAAUAAUAAACUAAUUAGUGUGGACCAAUGGCUAUCGAUCAAUGUAUCCACUGUUUUUUUUUUUUUAAGUAUAAAUAGGAAAACACGGCAUAGAGCUUUUGUUCAAACAUAUUAAUUCAUAUCCAAAAGAACCUUCAAGGGCAUAAUAUAGUCUAACCUUGAAGCUUAGAAAAACAUCUUGGUUUUUCGUUUUUAAAAUCAGUUCGCUUGUUCAUUUGGCCUUUUAUUAAAAAAAAAAAACAUUUAAUUGAACACACAGUUUUUGGGUUUCUGUACAAUGUGUUAAGGUUCUGUGGUCUCAUUUUUGUUUGUGGUAUGAAUAAUUUUACCAUAUAUUGUAAAGCCAUAAUGCUAAAAUGAUAAAAGAAACUAUCUUAAAGUUAUCUAUCGAUUUGUGGUUACCAGGUAGUGAUUUGCUUUUUAUUAUUUAUUAAUAUCAAUGAGGAUUUAUUGUUAAAUAGGAUGAGUUGGUGGAAGUACCGUACAAGCAUAGUACAUGUCAACAGUAUCGUAAACGUUCAAUACUAAAGCUUUCAAAUUAGAAUUUGAAGUGACGCCUUAUUUGUUAGUGCCCAUUGUAUUAGAGCGGUUUAAAUGUUUAUGUGAGUGCCGACAAUAUCGGCCAUGUAUAUUAUCGGUCUCUGAACUUUGACUAUGCCCAGACAGCUGAUUUAUAAAUAUAUUUUAUGUGUGACUGCUCGAGUAGGCGAUUUAAAUUAUGAGAGUAAUGUAACGGAUUACCGAUUAGUUGUCAACAUCGAUCGUGUAGGAUGACGUACGUGAGUCGUUCACGCUGUUUUAGUGAUAGUUUUUAUUUGUGUUGGCCAUCGGGAAAAUUUUAAUGCAUAAUAGGUGUUUUCGGCGAGUUGUCGUGUGAUACUGUAGUGUAAUAAUUGUCGAUACAAGCUUGAGCUGUCGUAGUCGGUAAGAAGGGUAAAUCUAAACCGUCGCGAUGUGAUUACUUUGUACUUUUGUAAGCUCAAAACUCCUCUGUGUACAUACCUAUAUGAUACAUGUGCAUUUGUCCCAUAUAUUUUGUUUUGCUUACAUUUUUCUUUCGAUAGAUUCGUCAUCCGCGAUGUUCUAGCCGUGUAGUACGUUUCAAUAGCCAUGAUAUUUAUAAGCUUUAGUAAACAGUAAUUAGUAGCAAUGCUUGUGCCGUGUCCGUUGUAAUUCGUUAGUGAGCAUCACCGGUAGUGCUUUGUCGGUUGGGGGUGUAUACAGUAGGUUCGUUAGCACGCACCAUGGACGCACCAUGGACGCACCAUGGACGCAACAUGCACGCAAUGGCGUACGUAAGCGCACGCCCGUUCAUCGCCCAACCGCACUUCCACGACAUGUGAAAGAUAUCUUGUAAAUUAUAUAGCACUAACUGAUCUCUCAAGAUAGUUUUAAUGUUUAAUUAUGUGUAUUACAAAUGUGGACUUUGUAUAAAUAAAUGUGUUAUCUGUACGUUUGUUUGUACAAUUUGCUAAUUGAUAUAUUGUUUAUUUUAUUCAAUGGCGGAUUGUAUGUACAACGUUAUUUAUCGCACUAUGUCCUACUGAAACACCUAUUUUCGAUUUUAUAUUGUAUUCUUAUAUUUAAAUCAAUCAUUAAUUCAGCUAUGUAAAAUUAUAAUUAUCAUCGAGAACACGAUAAAGUAGUCAUUUUAAAGAUAAUUAAAUUCAUUGUCAUAGUUUUUAAGUAUUUGAUCAAUUUGAUUUUGCACUUUCGCGUUGGCGUACAGUUACGAUUAGAAAAGGUAUUACUUGAGACCUUCUUAUUAUAUAGUGUAACGAAAUCUUUCAUUCAUGUUUUAGAUGUAGCUGUAAUGCGUAAUCAUGGGUGUGGUGUUGCACCACUUCUCUUUUAUAGAGACUAGAAGCGGGUGUCCGCUCGGUUUGUUUACACGGGUUUUAUGUAAAGUCACCAAAUGUCCGUGACCAAUCUGACCUGAUCUUUUGUGUACAAAGACAAGGUAUUCAUUCCACGGAGUACCUUCGCGCAUGCUGUAAUAAUAAUUACAAUAUCAAUCUUUUGUUAGUCGUUUGUACCCGGAAUGGCUCCGGCUGCGGAUCAAUACAUCUGUAUUACUAUUAUGUAUCUAAUAAUAACAUAUAAAUUUGUAGUAUUUUAAGAGUAUAACGCGCUCGGCGCAAGAUUUCAAAUCACAUAUAGUGGAGCUUAGCUGAUGUUGUCCCUAAGUUUGAAUUGCUGACACACCUUUAUAGUUGAUGUAAAUAUAUUAUUAUUAUUAUUAUAAUCUUUAUGAUAUGACUUUUGAUUAAAGUUUAUCGGUAGAGUAACUCACCUUCUCUAUGUGUGGGAGCUGCCACACUAACCCUAACGACGGGCAGUUUGGGAUUUCAGUAAGGAGUAUGAUAGUUUAGAUAUGCAUAUUUUAUUAAGACUAUCUAAUAUGAAUUUUGUAAUCAAUGUUGCUUCUAAAGAUCCUCUGUGUAAAAAGUUAAGACAUUAUAUACUAGUGACCUGAACAUUUGAAGUAAACACGUGCAACUUAUUUGAACUGUCACCUUCUCCACUCGGUGCACCUCCUAUUGAGAAUGUUAGUCUCCGUAUCACAUUGUUGGCAGUGGGGUUGACAUAUAAAUUAUUUAAAGUAAAAGAGUUUUUUCUUAUUACUAGUUCUGUAUAAUUAAAUUAAUAGUGAGUGAAAUUUGUAUUUUGUUUUAAUUUGUUUUAUUGAAACUGAAAGCAUCAUAACACCCAUAUCGUUGUUAGUUAUGAAUGAAAAUAACAUAAUUAUAAAAGUAAAUAUUAAAUGAAUAGUA